Messenger RNA from Arabidopsis arenosa, 3358 nucleotides. The record is from the annotation of a GenBank genome assembly. Lineage: Eukaryota; Viridiplantae; Streptophyta; Magnoliopsida; Brassicales; Brassicaceae.
GCAUGAAUUAGGCCAGGUGUUAAUAUCAGUCUUGUCCCAGAUUGUUCGCCAGAUAGAAGAAUCAUCCUCGCUGUUUCCUAUUUGCCAAUUUCUUCACCAAUCAUCAUCUUCUUCUUCUUUCUCUUAACGCAUCAGAGCCAAUCCAUGGCGGUUUCUCUCUCUAUUUACCUCGACGGUGUUAAUUCUGUUUUCUGACAAGUCAAAUCCCUAAUCUCCUCGAUUCUCAUGGCCAUCGUUACCGGAGAUCGAUAUCUAGAGAAUCUCCAGAAGUUCCUUGAAGAGAAAGCUGAUUUGCUUAUUGAUGGUACCGAUGUUCUCAAGCUUAAUCCCGCGGGCCUUCACUAUGUUCACCUCCGUCUCGAAUCUCUCCGUGAACUUGAGCUUAUGCUCUCCGGAGCUCCCGUUGACUAUCUCCGCGCCUACGUCUCCGACAUUGGCGAUUUCCGUGCCCUUGAGCAGCUCCGACGUAUCCUCCGUCUCCUUCCUUCUCUCAAGGUCGUUUCGUCGCUUCCUUCACCGGCUCGUGAUCCUACGCCGCUAUCUCUUCUUCCCUUUUCUAAGCUUAAGGUCUUGGAACUCCGUGGGUGUGAUUUGUCUACUUCUUCUGCCAAAGGCUUGCUCGAACUCAGACACACCUUGGAGAAGUUGAUCUGCCAUAAUUCCACUGAUGCGCUUCGCCAUGUGUUUGCUAGUAGAAUCGCCGAGAUAAAGGAUUCACCUCAAUGGAAUAAGUUGGCUUUCAUUUCUUGUGCUUGUAACCGUCUUGUGCUCAUGGAUGAGUCAUUGCAACUUCUUCCAGCUGUUGAGUCCCUUGAUCUGAGCCGAAACAAGUUUGCAAAGGUGGAUAAUCUUCGGAGAUGUACCAAGUUGAAACACCUUGAUCUGGGUUUCAAUCAACUUAGAAAAAUCUCUCACCUGAGCGAGGUAUCCUGUCACCUUGUUAAACUUGUUUUGAGGAAUAAUGCGCUAACUACAUUGCGUGGGAUUGAGAAUUUGAAGUCACUUGAAGGCCUUGAUGUUUCCUUCAAUCUUAUUUCCGACUUUUCAGAACUGGAGUUCCUUGGGAGUCUUUCAUUCUUGACAGACCUGUGGUUGGAAGGAAAUCCAAUUUGUUGUGCUCGAUGGUACAGAGCACAUGUCCUCAGCUACGUUUCUCUUCCAAAUGAUUUGAAGCUAGAUGGCAAACAUAUUGGGAAUAGAGAAUUUUGGAAGAGGCAGGUUGUUGUUACCCGUAGGAAAAGUCAGCCUGCCAGUUACGGGUUCUACUCUCCGGCUAGAGACGAAGCUGAUGACGAAGGAAGCUGUAAUAGAAAAAAGACGAAAAUCUACCGGCUCGCGUCUAUUGAUAGUGAGGAAGAGAGCACCUAUGUGAAUUCUGAUCAAGAGUCUGCUUCAUGUGAACCCGAGACUCAAAGCAAAGAAGAGAAUAUCAAGUCUGAUCAUGAAGCUGAUGUCUUUGGUCUAAUAAGUAAAGUUGAACAGUUGAAGAAAGAGCGUUCUGUUCUUUGGCUUCGGGAAUUUAAGGAGUGGAUAGAUCAUCCAUCAGAGGAUUUUGUGGAUGUCAGCAAAAAUGGGAGCAGUACUGAUUCAGAGCAAAAGUACUACACGAAGAAUAGAAAUGGCCCAAAGCAUCAUGGUGAAACAAUGAGAUAUGCACCAGGGCCUCUACCAGGUUUCCAAAUUACAGAUCUAAAUCAGAAGCAUCAAGCAUUUUUUCUUGAUGGGAAGCCAGAUGAAAAUGGAAACAUGUCAACUUUGGAUGCUACUCAGGAUAUGACAGGAUCAUUUUCACCCUCAUCACCCCCUCAUUAUCAAAAGGAUGUCUUACACCGGCGUCAGAACCUGGUGGAAGAAAUCUUACAGAUAUCAGCAGAUUCUUAUUCAGUGGCUUCGUCUGAUAGUAGCUGCAGUGAAAAUGAAAAUUAUGAUUCUGAGCAAUCAAAUCCUGAACAGGAUACGUUGAAGGAUCAUCUUAGUGGGAAUAGAGGAGAAGACACAAGCUUGCUUGACUCUCAACCAGAGAAGAGGAGCAUCAUAAAGUCUUGGAGGAUAGAUGAUUCGUUUAAAGCAAAGACCACUAAUUUUCUAUCUGGGCUACAUAAUAGUGAGCUUGCUUCUGGUGUUAACCAGAUUUACCGUUGGUUUGACAAAAGGAAAAGCAAGAGGAAGCCUAAAAAAAGAGAUGUUUCUCCACUGGAGGAGAAUAGUUGCAUAAAUAAUGGAGAACCAUCUCACAGAAGUGAUGCAGAUAUCAUUGAUUCUUGUGAAGAUGAAUAUAUUUCUGAUCAUUUUCAAGAAGGUUCCUUGAAUACGGGUUGUAAUAGUAAGAGAAGUACUAGAUUUUUGGAAACUGAAAAAUCCCUUGAAGGAAUGGAUGGUCUAGUGGAAGAAUUUUUUACAACGACACUGUCAGAUUCCAGCAUUGAUGAGACUUGUAGGAUUUACGUUAGUUGUGAUUGCAUAAUACAGCAAGAAUCCACCUACAAGCAACGGGAAGUAGUGUUGCUGCUGAGUAGCCAAGAAAAACUGUAUGUGCUGCUCGUGGGUGUCUCCAGUGAUUCACAAGAGAGCAAUUUAAGUUUAUUGUGUUCGCAUACAAUCGGUGAUAUACAAGACGUCUCAGUUGGUCUAGGACUUCAGGUUGUGAGGCUACGCUUUAGGGAGGAUGCAGAGUACAUUUUCAUAACGGCGAGCAUUGAAAAAACAACAGUUUUACUCAAUAUCAUAAAAUUAUUGGAUUCUCAGGUUACAGAAUCAAAAUGUUCUUUGAAGAGUUUGGAGAAUGUUCAAGUGGAAUUGUUUGAGAAAGAAAUAUGUAGUGGUUUGAAGCUGAGUAUAUUCCAGUAUAAUGUUCUCCAUUUUCAGAGCAGCACUCUUGGAGAAGUGUCAUGGCUUCCACGGUCACUCUUUGUGGCGGGUGGACGUCUUUUCAUAUGCAAUGAAGACUUCAGGCAGCUGAGUUUUCUGCCAACAGAUGCUUCUUCAUCCCCAUACUUCUCACUUGCCUCAAGCUGCUCCAUCUCCGACAUAUUUGAGAUGGUUGUUGAAUCACGAGGAAGCUCUUGCUUGUCACUGAAGAUCAAGCAGAAGGAUUCCACAUUUCAAAGCAGACAAAAGAGGACAGUGAAUUCAGUAACAUGGAAGCUCAAGUUACUCAGCAACGAGUGUGUACUCAAAUUUGUGGCUCUAGUCAAUGGACUUCACCCAGAUUCGACAGAAUGCCCUUUGCUCGUAAGGCAUUUGGGUGAGAAAUGAGUCGUAUAUGUUUAUAACUUGAUAUUUGUUCAUAACUUCAUAUUCAUUUGAUUCAAUUUGUUAAUGAGUUUUGAUUCAUCUUGUAUAAAGCCCUUGAGGGUCC